AUGGGUUUCUCGGAUGGGUAUAUGAAUGUACUGUACGUGGCGAUAGCCGGAUUUGGGAUCUUCGGCAACGCGAACAUCAUAUGGGUGUCGAUCAGAAAGCCGUAAGAUUUGAUCUGGAUGUAAUAGGAAGAGUAUUUAUUAGUCUGUCGGGAAAAUAAUGAGCACUCUGUCGAUGCACCAUCUGUUGCUGAAAUAAAAAGCAAUUUGAUUUUGUCACGACACAAUUCAUUUUGUCGGUGGCAAAGCGAUUUUCGAAGCGACAGAAUGCUCAUUAUUUUCCCGACAGACUGAUAUUAGAUGGGCGUCUAGACAUGUUCUUGCACCAGCUUUUUUUGAGUUGGUCUCAAAAAAUGAAAAGUCGAAAAAAUAAUGUGGAUUUGUCGCAUCAAAAUGUCUGCCCUCGUCUCAGUCACCAAAUCGCCAGUGGCGACUAGCCGCCGUAGACGCUGAUGGGUUAUUUCAGGGCACAAAAAAACCACAUUAUUUUCCCGACAGACUGAUAUCGUUCUGUCGAAAAAAUAAUGUGGAAUUGUCGCCUCGCCGCAGCCACCAUAUCGCCAGUCGCGGCGAGCCGUCGUAGACGCUGAUGGGUCAUUUCAAGGCACGAAAAAUCCAUAUUAUUUUUCCGACAGACUCAUAUCACCCUGUCGGAAAAAUAAUGUGGAAUUGUCGCCUCGCCGCAGCCACCAAAUCGCCAGUCGCGGCGAGCCGUCGUAGAGGCUGAUGGGUGAUUUCAAGGCACGAAAAAUCCACAUUAUUUUCCCGACAGACUGAUAGAAGCCACUUUCAGAAGCCUCCGGGGGAAUUGUCAUAUUUUCAUCGCGGUAACCGCACUCGGCGACAUCUUCCAUCAGUCUGCCCACUUCAUCUCCGCUUAUUACAAAUUCAAGUUCGGGGGAAGCGUUGCGCAAAUCCAAUGUUUCUACUCAAUGUGUGUGCCGUUGUACGGCGCGUUGUUGACUCCAUGCAUGCUGUUGUUCAUCUCGCUGGACCGAUUGAUCUGUAUUUUAAAGCCGUUAGCGUAAGUUGUGGUGCUUUGUAAGGGUUAAAGUGGAUGCAGUCUCUUUGCCGUUAGCUUAUAUUGCGGUCAGAUUUGUGGUAAAGUAGAGUGAGGGACCUGAUCCAGUGGCAAAGCACGAACGAUUUUGCAUCCCGGGAGUAUGAAAUAAUGUAGCAAAAUGCCUCCCUUUCCAACUAAAAAAACUCCGAUUUUAACAGCCCGCCCGCUCUCUUUUGUGAGGGAAACGGCGCGCCCUUCAAAGCGGAGUUUUUUCACUUGGAGAGGGAGGUGUUUUGCCACAUUUUUUGAUACUUCCCGGAUGCAAAACGGUACGUUUUUUUUCCACUGGAUCAGGUCCGUCACUGUAGUGAUAAGGUAUGUGUUGUAUAUGCCACAAUUCGGUUAUAAUAUAUGUAUAAUAUUUCCAUUCCUAUAAAAUCAUCACUUUAGCUACUCCUCAAUUGGUGGCCGGAAGUACAUGUUCGUGAUUCUGGCACUCGUCUUUAUUUUCCCCCUACCCACUUCGAUUGUGGGCUACAUCUCCGUCCAGAACUAUUUGUACGACGACGUGCCUUGCUUGAUUAUCAACGGAUACGUCGACGAAGGCACAACGCUCUUCUUGGGCUUGUCCAGCCUCCUCAAUGUGCUCACGGUGCUUCCGUACGCGAUAAUCCGGAUUCGGGCGGGCGACAAAAAGUUCGCGCAGAACCGACAGAUUUUGAAGUCUGUGGCGAUUGUGAGCAUCGUCAUGUGUGCGGCGUGCGUGAUUACCAACUUGAAUGGGACGAUUUGGAAGCUGUUUGUGGAGCGAAUCCCCGAGAUGGCCACAUUACUCCCUGGACUGGCCGUCAAUUUGAGUAUAGCCAUGAACUAUCCGAUUUAUUUUUUCGUAAAGUAAGUUGCAGUGGUGGUGAAAGUUUGUGGUGAGCCCACAUUAUUUUCCCGACAGACUAAUACUGGGGAAUUUCAAAAGAUCAUUUUGGACUGUGCAUGGUCAGCGUGGCCAGUUAUCAGGCUGUCGGGAAAAUGUUGUGGAUUCGUCGCGCCUUGGAAUCGGCGGACUCGAUGAAAAUAUGGCAAUUCCCCCGGAGGCUUCUGAAAAUCAGUCUGUCGGGAAAAUAAUGUGGAUUAUCGUCCAUUAUCGCUUUGCGAUGGCUAGCCGCGGCUAGAAAUUAGGUGCGCUACUGCGACGAGGCCGGACGUUUUGCUGCGACAAAUCCACAUUAUUUUUCCGACAGAGUGAUAUUAGUCUGUCGGGAAAAUAAUGUGGAUUUUUUGUGCCCUGAAAUAACCCAUAAGCGUCUACGACGGCUAGCCGCGACCGGCGAUUUGAUGACUGCGGCGAGGACAAACAGAGAUAUUUUUCUGCGACAAACUGAUAGUUUUGCCUUGUCGCUAUUUGCGGAUUUUUGCGACAUAUCGCGGCAAGGUCUUCACACCGUGCAGUCAUGUCAAGACCAUAUGUAGAUGAGAGUGUCGCAACUUCGCGAUAACGAUAAUUAAUGGCCAAUGCCGCUUUUGUCGAUCUGUCGGAAAAGUAGUGAGAAAAAAUGUCGCUGCGCCAUGAUGAUAGGCGAUUCCAAGGCGCGGCCUUGGCCACUAUUUUGCCGACAGGAUGACAUCAAGACUUCUUGCCUCUAUUAUCAGUCUGUCGGGAAAAUAAUGAGCACAAUGUCGCCGCGCCAGUCGCGUUGCUGAAGUGAAACGCAGUUUGACUUUGUCGCGACACAAUUCAUUUUCUCGGCGACGAUGCGAUUUUCGAUCCAACAGAGUGCUCAUUAUUUUCCCGACGGACUUUAUAUUUUGAAUGGGCAUGUUGAAGAAUGCGCUUGAAUAUAUACAUAUGUAUACAUAUAUGUAUAACCUCUAUAUUUCAGCAAGAACUACCGCAGAGCCUUCCAAGAACAAUUCUUCAUUCUAUUGCCGUGCCUGUGGCCGUUCAAGGGCGUGAUAAAGAGCGUUGACUACACACCUUCAAUGAUUGUUACAAGCAGCAAGAUAUAAUCGCAAAUAAAGUUAAUAUUAUGGACAUCAUUUUUUUGCUAUUUUUAUGUACCACAACAUCUAUUACAACUGUCUUUUCCGGAUGUCUACGACAUUCCCUGACCACUGAAACCCUUCCCUACGUGUUGCUAUUCCGGUAAAGGGCAUUUUACCCCACAAACAACGCAAGCAUUGUGCUUUAAUUGUCUCAAAGUUCCCAUGAAGGGUUGAAAACAAAACAAAAACGUAACAACUUCACGUUAUUCGUGUCGUUUCCUUCGCCAUGAGCAUCUCUUUGCGUAUAUUUUAAUUGGCUUGGGAUAGGUGUGUUAGUUUGGAAAUUGGAAAAUACCGUUAUCCUUCAAAAAACCGUGAGAUUUUCUAUCGAUAUAAAAAGAAUAGCGGCCGUAACUCCACGAGGAAAUUGCAGCGUUUUCAUUGCAAGUGCUGCACUAAAAGUUGGUGGAAAUUUUAUCUGAACUAAGGGGUUGCAGUAGCCCAAUUUUUGCCCGCGAGUAGCUUUGUUUUUGAACACGAUUUCAUAUACUGAAAACCGAGUCCUUGAACAUGAUGUGGCAGCAACCGAGUUUUUGAACGCGAUUCUACUAUAACCCAAUUCUUGAACCCGAGUAUAGUACCCCAAUUUUUGCGCUGCUUUCAAGCGCAAUGUUACAGCAACCCAAUGCUGGAGCGCGAUUUAACGGCAACCUAGUUUUGAGCACAGCGUUGCAGUAACCGACUCUUUAUACAUAAUGCUACAGUACACAGCAUUCCGAACUUUUUUCGCCGGUGUCCAAAAAAAUAAAAAAAUAAAAAGUGGUUAUCACGUUUUUAUAUGCGUACGGCUACCAGAAGAUAUACCGACAAAAAGAAAAAAAAUCCGUAUGUAGAGGAACCAAUUUCCUUUCAGAAUAUAUAAAUUUUGUUACCAGCAUGCUUGCAACCGUUGAGAGAAUCGGCAUUGAAGAAAGGGAUAUUUCAAUUUUGAAUGCCAAAAAAUGUACUUUCUUGGGGUCGACAAAAAAGAUGGUGGAGCAAGCAAAAAAUGGCCAAAAUCAAGCAUUUUUUGGCUCUAACUUUGCUCAAACCCCCACAAAAAUCUUGAAAUCACGGUAUGUUGUAGCCCUUGAAAUUCUCUUCACGAUGGACUCCACCAUCUUUUUUGUCGACCCCAAAAAAGUACAUUUUUUUGGCAUUCAAAAUUGAAAUUUCCCUUUCUUCAAUGCCGAUUUUCUCGACGGUAGCGAGCAUGCUGGUAACAAAAUUUAUAUAUUCUAGAAGGAAAUUGGUUUCUCUACAUACGGAUUUUUUUCUUUUUGUCGGUAUAUCUUCUGGUAGCCGUACAUAGACAUGGCUGGUCGGCCGGCCCGGGCCGAAAAUCUCGGCCCGGCCCGUCGGCCUGAAGGGUUCCGGCCGGCCCGGCCCGUUUCAAAUUUUCCAUCGGCCCGGCCCGGCCCGUUCUAAAUUUGCUUCGGCCCGGCCCGGGCCAGCCCGGGCCGGCCCAUUGAAACAAAAGUCUCCCCAAGUCUAACUCCUUAUGACCAAAUUUUUUUUCUAUCAUCAUGUAAAUGGAUAAAUACUGUGUUCCAUAACUAUCUAAAAACAAAAAUACCUUUAAAAAAACCAAUUGUGUCUUGACAUUUCGUUUAUAUUCAUUAUCAAACCCACUUUUCGCUUCGAGAUUCUGGAUUUUAACUAUUCCGGGCCGGGCCGGGCCGAAACGCCGGCCCGGCCGACGGGCCGGAAAUGGUCCGGCCGGCCCGGCCGACCUGAAAUCCGGCCGACGGGCCGAAAUUUCGGCCCGGCCCGCGGCCCGGCCCAGGCCGGCCCGGGCCGGCCCGGCCCGGGAGCCAUGUCUAGCCGUACACAUAUAAAAACGUGAUAACCACUUUUUAUUUUUUUAUUUUUUUGGACACCGGCGAAAAAAGUUCGGAAUGCUGUGCAGUAACACAUUUUUUGAACCUAGUUAACCUAGUUCUUAUCAGUUUCUUGGGAAAAUAGCGGCAGGACGUCGCUCCUUGUAGUCGCCCAUCAUCGCUUUGGCACGCUAGCCGCAGCUGGAAGUUUGUUCCGCGACUGCACCAUUUUUUUUUGAGGAGGCGAAAUAUUUUGCUACGACGACCCACCACUAUUUUUCCGACAAACUGAUAAAACACGGUGUAAGAGCAACCAACUUCCUAAAUGCUACGUUACAAUAACUUAAUAUUUCAACGCGGUGUUACAGUAAACGUUUUUUUGAACGCAACUUUACAACAAUAAAGUUUAAUAAUGUUGCAGUAAUCCUUGCCGAUUGUGGAAUAGGCGUGUUGCUCAAAUCCAUGGUUUCUGUUCAACGUGCUCCUCAAGUCCAUGGUUUUUGUUGUGGAUGUUUUUUAUAGCCUUUACUCCUAUGAAUGGCCCGAUUUAUCCCAUCCGUCUGCACGUUUUACCCCUUCAACGACAGUGUUUUAUGGUUACUUAAUUCUUUGGACGUUCCCAUGAAGGGCUGACCGAAAACACAUCUCCCACCUUGUUUCGUCGCCACGUGUCUUUAUGGAGACGGUUAUGAGUAUACUGUCCUUGGCUAUUGCCUUGUUCGGAAUCUUCGGGAACUGGAAUAUCAUAUGGGUGUCGAUCAGAAAACCGUAAGAUGUCAUAUCAUUUUUUUUUGGGUUUUUCUGUAUGAUAAGAAGAUUGGACCUUUAAAUUUCUAUUGAGAUUUCACUUUGUAGCUCUUGAAAUUCUUUGUAUGUUGGACAACAACGUGGCUUUUGGUAGAGGACAUGAGAAAGGGCAUUUCUUCGACAUUUACGGUCAAAAUUUACGUGUCUCUAGUCUUUUGUGGCCGUUUUAUAGACAGUAAUAAGUAUGCGGUCUGAUAGCAAAAUCUAUGCAUUCAGAAAGGAAAUGAGAAAUACUGGAAACCUAGUCUGUUCCAAAAAAGAAAUUUGAGAGCUGCACUUUUAGCUGUCUCGUUGCUAAAAAUGGAGUGGUAAAAUACGUCCUGUGGCGCAUAGUUCUUCUUCACUGUCAUCGCUUGACAGAAGUCCGGCUACUAGUCCGUUCCUAAAAUCGCUCGAGUUAUUUUUGGCGUCUUCGCUGCGCAAAAAAAGUUAGGGUGCAAGCGACAGCCCAAAAAAUAGCAUGGUGCAAAAAGCAAGAAAUUGAACAGUACAAAGUGCACUUCCGUUUUUUUCUCACACUGCAUGCCACAAAAAUCACUUCAGCGACUUUCAGAACGGACUGGAAUUUUCUCUCCACAGUUGCAAAAUUGCUUGAUUCAAUAGUCCGUGGAGUAGGCUACUUGCCCAUACCGUAAGAUAUUCGUCUGUCGGGAAAAUAAUGAGCACUCUGUCGCAUCGAAAAUCGCAUCGCCGCACGUCAAACUGAGAUAAGCUAAAACGGUCCGGUGAACAGAUCGUCGAUUCGCCAAAAAAGACGUGAAAAAACCUUUUGUCGGGGAAGAAAUGGGGAGUUUUUGGGGUGAGAGAGCACGUUUUUCCGCGCCUUUUUCUCUGACAUCUCUGUGAAAUCAAGACGAAAUGUAAAAAACCGAUAGCAAAGAGUCUAUUUUGGUCACCGGACUCCUCAGCAUGACGUGCGCCGCCGAGAAAAUGAAUUGUGUUGCGAUAAAAACAAUUUUCUUUUCACUUCAGCAACGCGUUCGGCGCAGUGACAUUGUACUCAUUAUUUUCUCGACAGGCUGAUAAGUUACUCAUGGUCAAGUUCGCAACCUGGCCAUGCCUGGGCUAGUCUAUCCAGCGUAGAUUCAAGGAACGUUGGCCAGAUGAAAGCAGUUGUGUCCAAGAGGAAAAAAAACUUGACUAAUGGUCGUUGAGGUGACAAACAAUGACUUUCGUCUCCCAAAAGACCUAGUUUGGUGUCCCAUUAGCAUACAGUUACUACUGAGCAUUUUAAAAAAUACGGUCGAUUCAGAUAUUCAUUCACACAAUUUUUUUUAUGUUAGAACACAACAACAAGCCUAAUCCUCACCUUUUGCAGCGGACUUCGCGGCACAUGCAACAUCUUUGUUGCAUUCGCAGCGGCCGGCGAUAUUUUACAUCAGACAUCGCAGAUAACCUCCGCAUACUACAAAUUCGUUCAAGAUGGGAAUGUCACUCAAAUCGAUUGUUUUCGUUCAAUGUGUGUGCCUCUGUAUGGUGCGUUGUUCACGCCGUGCAUGUUGCUAUUCGUCUCGUUCGACCGACUUCUCUGUGUGUCUAAGCCGUUGGCGUAAGUGAGAGGGGCAAUAAAGCGGGCUUUUAUAAUAUCUAAAAAUUUUGCAAUAUCGGUAUGUCGGGAAAAUAAUGAGCACUCUGUCGCAUCGAGAAUCGCACCCGAGAAAAUAAAUUGUGUUGCGGAAAAAUCAAAUUUCUAUUCACUUCAGUGACGCGAUCGGCGAUAUUGUGCUCAUUAUUUUCCCGACAAACCGGUAAAAAAUCGGCAAGAAUUUUGCAUCCGAGAAGUAGCCCUUCAAAACGGAAUUUUUUUUUUGUAGUAGAGGGAGGCAUUUUGCCACAUUUUUUGAUACUUCCCUGAUGCAAAAUGCUAUGUUUUUUGCCACUGGAUCAAGUCGGUUACUGUAGCUUUGCUACGGCCAGCUGCAGCAGGAAAUUUGGUGCCUGACGGCCCUUUCUUCUCGGUGAGGCGAAAAAUUGAAUUUUUCUGCGACGACUCACCACUAUUUUCCCGACAUUUUUCCCACACGUUGCGGCAGAACUCCCCCUUUUUCUGAACUCUCCCCCAAUCUAAACUCUCCCCCAAAAAAGGCGGAACUCUCCUCCUUUUUUGAUUUACACCAAAAAAUCUGAACUCUCCAUUUUUUUGAACACUCCCCCAUUUUGAAAAUUGAAAAAACGAGAGGUGUGACACCUAAUUUUUCUCAAUUUGAAAAAAAUUUCCAUCGUAUAAGAUGUCACACCUCAUUUUUCUCAAUUUGAAAAAAAAUUCCAUCGUAUAAGAUGUCACACCUCAUUUUUCUCAAUUUGAAAAAAAUUUCUAUCGUAUAAGAUAUCACACCUCAUUUUUUCCAAUUUGAAAAAAAAAUUCAUCGUAUAACAUGUCACACCUAAUUUUUCUCAAUUUGAAAAAAAAUUUGAUCGUAUAACAUGUCACACCUCAUUUUUCUCAAUUUGAAAAAAAAAUUUGAUCGUAUAACAUCUCACACCUCAUUUUUUCAAUUUAAAAAAAAAUUUCAUCGUAUAACAUGUCACACCUAAUUUUUCUCAAUUUGAAAAAAAAUUUCAUAGUAUAACAUGUUACACCUCAUUUUUUUCAAUUUUCAAAAUGAAGGGGAGUGUUCAAAAAGCGGGAGAGUUCAGAAAAGGGGGAGAGUUCAGGCUCAACCCACAUGACCAGCAGCUGCCCCAAUAAUUUCAAAACAUUCAAAAUGAAACGUUUCAGUUACUCCUCCAUUGCAAACCGAAAGUACAUGUUCUCAAUCAUCGCGGCAGCACUCCUUCUCCCUCUGCCCGUCUCAAUUUAUGGCUACCUCUCUGCCCAACGCUCCCCGGACUCCACGGUCACUUGUCUGCCGGUUAACGGGUACGCCGAUGAUGCUAUAACUAUUUUCUUGGCUUCGUCGUCGGCCACCAACAUCGUAACCCUUCUGCCGUAUGGAAUACUUUGGAUGCGGGUUAAAGUCAAAAAGUUUGACCGAAGCCGACAAACCUUGAAGUCGCUGACGAUUGUGAGCGUCGUAAUGAGCGGGUCCUACUUGUUCACGAACCUGUCGGGUACAGGUUGGUCGCUGCUUUUCGACAAAAUCCCGGACAUAGCGACGUCGGCGGCUGGAUUGGUGAUUAACUUGUGCAUCUCCAUGAAUUAUCCCAUCUUUUUCAUCGCAAAGUGA
Messenger RNA from Bursaphelenchus xylophilus (pine wood nematode), 8813 nucleotides. Lineage: Eukaryota; Metazoa; Nematoda; Chromadorea; Rhabditida; Aphelenchoididae. The record is from the annotation of a GenBank genome assembly.